Messenger RNA from Eimeria necatrix, 3408 nucleotides. RefSeq names its product vacuolar protein sorting 18, putative. The record is from RefSeq and is a predicted model, not a curated record. Gene Ontology annotation, biological process: vacuole organization; organelle fusion; endosome organization. The transcript is spliced from 17 exons. The coding region runs from base 1 to 3408 and encodes 1135 amino acids. Gene Ontology annotation, cellular component: endosome; HOPS complex. Gene Ontology annotation, molecular function: protein-macromolecule adaptor activity. NCBI's taxonomy places the organism in Eukaryota, Apicomplexa, Conoidasida, Eucoccidiorida, Eimeriidae.
AUGCUGCUGCCAGCUGGCUGGGAAGCAAAAGGCAGGGGCCCCCAGGGGCCCCCAGGGGCCCCGGGGGCCCCCAGGGGCCCCCCGGCGUUUGAGUCUUUGGGGAGCGCGUCGGCGCCGCUGACAGCCCCCCACAGCAGCAGCAGCAGCAGCAGCAGCAGCAGCAGCAGCAGCAGCAGCGAGUGGCCUUCGCUGCAGCUGCGGAUUCUGCGGCUUUCGGGGGGCCCCUCGCUGCACUCGCGGCGCGGUGCUGCUGCUGCUGCUGCUGCUGCGGGGUGUACGUACAUCGCAACUGUGGACGGGACUCUCAUUCGCUGCGAAGGAGAAAACCAGCAAAUGCAGCUCAUUGAAUUCGCCAGCUUCAAGGAGCAGCUGCAGCUGCGGCGUUUGUUCCUGUCGCCUUCCGGCAGCCACUUGGUUGCUGCAGCAGCAAACGGGGUUACGGUGUACGUACACCGCAGCAGCCGUGCUGCUGCUGUGCUGCAGCAGCUAAAAGGAAAAAUAAUUGAGUGUAUAGCCUGGAGGCCCCAAGCAGCAGAUGACGGCGCCUGCGCCUUUCUCCUAGGAACCCGCUGCGGCAGCGUCAUGGAGUGCCUUAUUAGCGGCGGCAAAGAGCGGCAGCUGCGGCUGCUGCUGCAGCUGCCAAAGGCAACCCCAGCCCUAAGCCUUGCUGUUGUCUCUGCGGGGCUGGGCCCCGAUGCCCGCGUGGCUGUUCUGGUGGCUACAGACACACAGCUGCUUUGCUUCUUCGGGGUUGGUGGUGUUGCUGCUGCUGCUCCCAGCUACCUUGCUGUGGACAGCAGCAGCAGCAGCAGCAGCGCGGGCCCCAGCGCUGCUGCUGCUGUCUUCACUGUUCAUUGGCUUUCUCCGGUGGGGCUGCUGAUAGGGGAGCUGCGGCUGCCCGCAGCAGCAGCAGCAGCAGCAGCAGCAGCGGCGGGCAGCAGCGGCAACUUGCUGUCGUUCCCGCCCGCAGUGGUGCUGCUGCCUCCAGCUUCGUUGGUAGCUGCUGCGAGCAGCAGCAACUACAGCGCUGCAGCAGCAGCAGCAGCAGCAGCAGCAGCAGCAGACGCCCUCAACCCGCAGCAACGGCCGCAGCCAUUAGCUUUUGCUGUUUCUUCAAAACAUUUUCUUUUUCUUUACGAGCACUGCGUCAUCGCCUACUCCAAAAUCUCCAGACAAUACAGCAUGUCUCUCUCGCUGCCGCAGCACCUUUACGGGAAGGCGCUGCAGCUGCUGCAGGACAGCAGCAGCAGCUGCAGCAGCAGCAGCAGCUGCUGCAGCAGCAGCAAGGGGCUUCUGCUGCUGACCACGGAGUUCGCUGCCCACCUCCUGCUGCAGCAGGAAGAUGCCAAUGUUUGGGAGCUGCUGCUGUCUCGCAAUGACUACUCCGGGGCCCUAGCUGCCUGCCGCACGCUGCAGCAGCGAGAAAUAGUGCUGCGCAGCAAAGCGAAAGCGUUGCUGCUGCAGCAGGAGUGGGUUGCUGCUGCUGCUGCGCUGGCGAGCUGCUGCAGCGUCGGCUUCGACGACGCCUGCUGCUUGCUGCUGGAGCUGCAGCAGCAGCUGCCGCAGCAAGAGCAGCAGCUGCUGCAGGCCCUCCGGGUGUACGUGACAGCCAAGCUGCAGCAGCUCGCAGAGACAGCAGCCCCACAGAAGAUGGCGCAGAGAAGCUACCAGUUCCUUGCGCCGGGGGACCGGCCAUCCCCGCAGCAAGUGGUGCUGUUCGCGUGGCUGCUGCGGCUGCUGCUGCAGCAGCUAAAUGCCUUAGACGCAGAGGCGCUGCGGGCGGCCUCGCCGCCGCUUUCAGCAGCAGCAGCAGCAGCAGGAGAAGGGGAAGCAGCAGCAGCAGCAGCAGCAAGCAGCAGCCAAGUUGCUGCGCUGCAAGAGGCGCAGCAGCGGACGCAGCAGGAACUGCGGCAGCUGCUGAGCGAGUUCAAGCAUGUCAAUGAGUUGCAUGCGACGGUGGUAGGCCUGCUGCAAAGCAGCGGCCGCAGCGGCUUGCUGCGGGACUUUCUGCUGCUGAUUGGAGACGAACAUGCAUGCGCUCGUUUGUUUUUGAAUUCCGCGCAGUACCGCGAUGCGCUAGAAGCAAUUGUUGCAAUAAAAGAUCCCGAGGUUCGCUGCAGCUCUUUUGCUUCCUAUGCCCCGCUGCUGCUGCUGCACCGCCCGCAGCACUUUGCUGCUGCAGCAAAGCGCCCGGAGCUCAGCGGCCUGCAGCCCUGGCGGCUGCUGCCCUCCCUCAUGCUGCCCGUGGUCCUGCUGCAGCGGGACCAGCAGCAGCAGAGCAGCAGCAGCAGCGGCAACAGCAGCAGCAGCAACAGCAGCAGCAGCAACAGCAACAGCAGCAGCAGCUACAGCAGCAGAAGCUACGCGUGUUGGAAAGCCGCCGUGCAGCUCACGAAGCACUUCACUGAGCAGAAUGCAAGCAAAACCGGAAUUGUUUUCCCGUUCGGCAAAGGAGGCUCGCUGCAGGCGAGCGGACUCCCCAGCAGCAGCAGCAGCAGCAGCAGCAACAGCAGCAGCAGCAGCUGCUGCUGCAGCUGGGCGUCGCCUGCAGGCGUGGGGACGGCGCUGCUGCUGCUGCUGGCGGAAGCCCCUGACGACUCCGAGGCGGAGUUGGCCUCGGCCAUCACAGAAAGCGGCGGCAACUUCGACGCUCUGGUGUCUCUACGCCACUGCGAAGCGAAGGGGAAGUGGCGUUCGGUGGUUUUGCUGUACGUACACCUCAAGCGCUACCAGGCAAGCCCCAGGGAAGCCGUGCGGCUGGCGCUAGCUGCUUCGGACCUGCAGCUAGCGGAAGAAGCAGCAGCUUGCUGCAGCGAUGAAGUUUUGAAAAAGAGACUUUGGGGGGACAUUUGCCGCUACGUGGGGGAAAGGGAAGAUGGGGCUUCUUUGCUGGCGCUGGUUGAGCGCUCCAACCACUGCAUCAAUAUACAAGACUUGCUGCCACUGCUGCCCGACGCAGCUUUGCUGCGAGACGUGGCCCCCGCGCUGCGCGCAGCAGCAGCAGCAGCGCAGCGCAGCAGCAGCAGCAGCAGCAACGCCCUGAAGCAGCACCUCAGCGCCAUUAGGGACUUGAAAGACCAGCUGCAGGCCGUCAAUCAAAAGUGCCUGGUGAUCGACGCGGCGCAGCUCUGCGACCUCUGCGGCGCUGCAGUUGUCUGCAGCAAAUUCUUCGCCUUCCGCUGCGGCCACUGCAUGCAUGCUGCAUGCGUCCAGGCCCUUCUAAUCCCCGCCAUGAACGCGGAAGAGCUGGGGAGAUUUGACCGCAGCGUGGCGGCGCUGGCAGCAGCAAUUAAGGAGGACUCUCCGGAGGUGGAGGCCCUAGAAGAGUGCGCAGCAGCAGCAGCAGCAGCACAGCAGCAGCAGCAGCAUAGCAGCAGCAGCAGCAGCAUAGCAGCAGCAGCAGCAUAG